UUGAUACGGAUAGGGGACUUUCGGGACUGUCACCUUAUGUUUCACAACGUAUAAAUAAAUAGAUUUAACUUUUCAUAGGCAGCCAGUGGGAACACUUAGAGCAUCAGAAUGUCUGGACAAAACAGCGACCAGUUGCAUCGCUCUACUUUGGGCAUAUAUGCGAGCCUGAUGGAUCAGUUCAACCCAAGUCUACAGAAGCUAGUGUCUUUGGGAAACAGCUACAUGCAUGCUUUCCAAGCCCUUGCUGUAACCAGUGAUGCUUACUUCAGCACCCUUGCUAAGAUAGGGGAGCAGGCCUUCCACACCAUGUCGUCUCGUUCUAUUGGAGAUGUCCUGAUUCAGAUUUCAGAGAACCAGAGGCGACUCACCACUGAACUGGAAGGAGUAUUCCGCUGGUUCCACACUGAGGUGCUGCAGGAGAUGGACAACAAUGUCAAACUGGAUAAGGACUACAUAGCAGGCAGCAGGAGGCGAUAUGAGAUGGAGAUAAGGAACAAGGCCACAUCUUUGGAGAGACAGCCGUGGAGAGGGCCUCACCAGGAUGAGUACAUUCAAUUCCUGAGGGAGAGUCAGCGCGAGGCUCUGAUGGAGGAGGAGAGGAGAUACCGUUUCCUGGCUGAGAAACACUGUGGUCUCACUCAGUCCAUCAUUUAUCUCAUGAACAAGACAGGGGCAGGGGGAGGCCUACAGCAGAAAGCUGAUGGAUGGAGGGACCAGGUCAACGCCACCAGAGGACUUGGAUCCCGGAAUCCCUCUCGACUGGGCCAGGACAACACGUCCAGAAUGAGGGAGGAGGACAGGGGGAGCCAAUGGUCAGGCAAAGAGGAGCAGCCUCUGGGAAGAGUGCCCUCUAGAGGCCCCUCACCCCAGAACAUCCGUUCCCGCUCCAGCUCAUUUGGGGAGUCCCUAGGUCUGGGUGGAGGAGGGAGACUUAUGAGAGCUCUGGUGUCCCACCCUGCUAACUCCAACAGCCCCACCCUGCUGCCCUUCUCCCGGGGGGAGGUGGUGAGUGUGCUGGUGCAGGAGCCCCGAAACGGCUGGCUCUACGGCCGGGCAGAGAACAGCUCACGUCAGGGUUGGUUCCCAGCUGCCUUUGUGGGGCCACUGGAGGAGGCCCCUAGAUCAACUGGCUCCAGUAGCUCCACUCUUAGGAGCGCCCACAGUAUGGACAACCUGCUGGACCAAUCAGGAGGCAUGAGCAACGGCAGACCCCCGCCCCCGCCCCCGCCUCCACCCAAUAGACAGACAGAGAUGCGUCCAAUCACACCCAGCAUGGAGAGAAGGGUGGAGUCUCACUCUGACAACAAGAGAGGAGAGCGCCAUGGUGGACCUGGGCCAAACCUCUUCCCAAAGGGCACGAACCCUUUCGCCACUGUCAAGCUGAAGCCCACGUCCACCGAUGACAGAUCUGCUCCACGACUCCGUCGGUGAAGAGGUCACGCCUUUGGGAGGUACUGGGCGCGUUCCAGGUCGACUACAUUUCAGUUGUUGCAUUGCAUCAACAAAUGGUUUCAUGCCACUUUAUCGACUGUGCAGUCGACUGCUAUUUCAUAUGAUUCACUGAUCUGUUAAAUAAAUACCUAUCCAGGCGUUGUGAGAUCUGGCAGGUGUCUGAAAUGUAGUCAGCCUAAAACGCGUCCACUACCAUGCAGCAGGGGUUUUAGGGUUGGUGCCCUAAAACUGACCCAAAUCUUCCCAAACUGUUGAAAACUGUCUUAAAACUGCCCCAAACUUUCCCCAAGCACCCCCUAAUACCAAUAUUGUACAGUAGGUUAUUUAAAAAAUAUUAUGGAGUUUAUCGGAUGACUACAGUGAUAAAGGAAGUUCAGGGGGCAAUGUAAGAUGCCAGAAACCCUAACAGAUGCUUGGUACACUGAUUGACCUGGCAAGUGCAUUAAUCAUUUUUAUUUCAUUAGUGAGACAAAUCUUUGAGGGCGCUCAUUUAUGCACAUUUCUUCAGAAUCAGGGAUAUUUACUGACUUCAUAUACAUGUCAGGUACAGGUAAUAUUGUGGUAGAGGUAGUUGUGUUUAUCAAAGCCUUUUGAAUUGUUGUCUUCAAGUAGCACUUUUGUUUAGUUUUGCUUGUACAGUAACAAUAUGCCAAUUUAAACCAAUACUUCACUUUCAUUCUAAACUACAGUGAACCACAGUGAGCUAAUCUUUCUCUUAGGAAUGCCAUGUAGAUAGAUUGUUAUGACAAGUGAAUUUGAGCUACUAACUUAACAGUGCUAACCAUUGGAAUGAGUGCCUAAACGUAAUGUUUUAACCCUAUCCAAAACCUUAACCCUUACCUUAACCAUUGGAAUGAGUGCCUAAACUUAAUGUUUUAACCCUAUCCAAAACCUUGUCCAGUGCCUUUAGUAAAUGUUCUAUAAGAUCCACCAAUGGGGAUACUUAAUCUAAAUUAGCCUUAGUGUGUACUCAGCUAUGUAAAUGGUUGACAUGUGAAAGUGUUGAGCUAAUGUAAUAGCAUUAAAUAAACAAUUACUUUUUACUUUACUGCUAGAAUAAAAAUGGCAGCUGCUUUUCA
Messenger RNA from Coregonus clupeaformis (lake whitefish), 2531 nucleotides. Its product is annotated as brain-specific angiogenesis inhibitor 1-associated protein 2-like protein 2. Gene Ontology annotation, biological process: positive regulation of actin filament polymerization; actin filament bundle assembly; plasma membrane organization. The coding region runs from base 109 to 1431 and encodes 440 amino acids. Gene Ontology annotation, cellular component: nucleoplasm; cytosol. The record is from RefSeq and is a predicted model, not a curated record. Gene Ontology annotation, molecular function: protein binding. The transcript is spliced from 13 exons. Lineage: Eukaryota; Metazoa; Chordata; Actinopteri; Salmoniformes; Salmonidae.